Messenger RNA from Hippoglossus stenolepis (Pacific halibut), 1297 nucleotides. RefSeq names its product plasma membrane ascorbate-dependent reductase CYBRD1. The record is from RefSeq and is a predicted model, not a curated record. Gene Ontology annotation, molecular function: oxidoreductase activity. Bases 157 to 1005 code for a protein of 282 amino acids. NCBI's taxonomy places the organism in Eukaryota, Metazoa, Chordata, Actinopteri, Pleuronectiformes, Pleuronectidae. The transcript is spliced from 4 exons. Gene Ontology annotation, cellular component: lysosomal membrane.
UGUAGUUUUCUAACGGACCUCUCACUCCUCUGUAAACACUGAAGUUACAAAACCUCUUUUCCUUCCCACUACUACACAAACCGAAACAGCUGCUGCGUCAGAGAAGAAGCAGCCUCGGGUUCCUCUGCUGCCGAGAUUGGUCACACACUGGCUCCGAUGGCGAUGGAGAACUUCAGGCAGUUCCUGGUCGCUCUGUUCGCCGCCGUCCUCUUCGGGGUUGUCUCCAUAAUCUUCGUGUUGGUUUGGGUUCUGCAAUACAGGGAAGGUUUAGCCUGGGAUGGAGCUCUGGGCGAAUUCAACUGGCAUCCGCUGCUAAUGGUCACAGGGUUUAUUUUCAUUCAAGGAAUAGCCAUCAUUGUCUACAGGCUCCCCUUCACCUGGCAGUGCAGCAAACUGACGAUGAAGUUCACCCAUGCAGGCUUGCACUUAGUGUCCUUCAUUCUUGCUGUUAUAUCUGUGGUGGCCGUUUUUGACUUCCAUAAUGGUGCAAAAAUCCCCAACAUGUACAGUCUGCACAGCUGGCUGGGCCUGACAGCUGUCGCACUGUACUGUCUGCAGCUGGUCCUUGGAGUUGGCAUAUACUUGAUACCAAUUACUCCGGUAUACUGGAGAGCAGCGGUUAUGCCCCUCCACAUCUACAGUGGUCUAUUUCUCUUUACCAGUGUUGUCGCUGUGGCACUCAUGGGCAUCACAGAGAAACUCAUUUUUGGCCUGAGUGACCCAAAGUAUAAAGACUUGCCUCCGGAGGCAAUUUUUGUGAACGUUCUGGGACUCCUCCUGGUGAUUUUUGGAGCUCUGAUCCUCUGGAUUGCCACUCGACCCUCUUGGAAACGCCCCAGUGACCAGGUCUUGCAUACCUUGCAUACCAACGGGGGAGGUGAGGACAACACCAAAGUGGGUCCAUCCCUGUCUCAGCUGACGGAUGGAGCUGAUUCUGAGACUACUGGGGAUGUCAGGAAGAGGAUCAACAAACUAGACAGAGCAGAUUCAUUGAUUGCAGAAUAAAUGAGUUGGGGGGGCUGAAUGUAGAAUAUGUUAACCCAGUCUGCACUAGUGUGAGAGGGUGUGCUCAUCUUUCCUUAGAUUUCAUUUUGUUGGCACCUUGAGCUUGUUCCUGUUUGCUUGAAGAUGUAUUGUUGCGAGUGCAUAGUGCAAUAGUGGUGUGGUGGUUCAAUAUACACUGUAUAAAUAAUCAUGACCGAUUUUCUAUAAUCUCAUUGCUUUGUAUUUUGAUGUGUGGGCUUUUAAAUUUUGAGAGCAUUUCUAUAUAUUUACAAUAAAUACUGGACAUUUCUAA